AUGACCCUCAGUACUCCAAGCAAGCAUAAACUCGCCAGAAACGAUAAGGCUGGCAAUCAACUCACAAGGCUGAAAGACCUCGCCACCACCUUGCUUGAGGAAACAAGUGUUGCCCAAUUUUCCCUUGAAACUCUUCAAGACGAGAUCGAGAAACUAGAACGCAGCGACCUCGACGAAGGCCAAACGUCUGACCGUCUUCACCUCCUGCAGAAGGAAAGGCAUGACGCGCUGCAAGAUUACCUUGAGCAGUGCCUCACGGCAGUAUUGCCUCUGGCAAAUGAUGAGAGUAUAAGAAAGUUACUCUCCGAAUACCUAACGUCUUUCUCUGGCGUAGGAACAGAUGGAUAUGCUCCGUACGUCAGCUUAUGCAACAAGGCCCUGUCGUUGCUCAAAAAAGUACAUCUCCCACUUCGUUCGCCGACAGCCACAGACCUGCAAUACCGUCGCCUCGAUCCUAGCGCCUUCAAGUCCCACACGGAGACCGACAAUGCUCACAGAAAGCCUGAUGUAGGAAAGGCCGGCGAAUAUGUAGUGAAAGCGCUGGGCUCUGCCCUGGACAAAGCCCCCGACAAGGGUGCCGAACCCAAAUUCGACUCAUUCUUCGGCUUGGAAGAGUUCAAGGCCAUCGGAAGUCCCAGCGAGCAGGCUUGCGUCGCUAUCAAAGAAGCAUUCGCUACGACAUCUAGGCGUGUGCACGUUAGACAGCAGGACAACGAGAUAGACGAGGUGCAACCGUCUCCGGUCAGUGGUUCUUCUCCCAGCCGCAAACUCGAAGCAACGAAUAACCUGACUAGCGGCAAGAAGUUGUGUCUCGGCUUCGACAAAGAGGGGACGGAGUUGCGCAAAGAAAGUUCGAACUCGAAGAAUUUCGACGGCCGAGUGCAGUGUGCUGCCUACGCGCUAGAGAUGUUAUCUCAGAACCCGGGUAUCCAGCACACAAUCAAUCUGCUUCACAUCGACGAUUGUCUCUUCAUCUGGUACUUUGACCGCGAAGGCAUUGUGCGGUCCAAUGGCAUUAGCUUCAUCGCCGACUUCCCCCGUGCGCUCGUUCUCAUUGCUCUGUUCCAACGAUUUACGCCUGAGGACUGGGGUCGAAACGAGACCUUCAAUUGCCCUCCGAACACGGCGUCGUUCAACGUGUCGCUCGAUGAUCCACUUCUCAGAGACACAUACAACCCCCGUAACUUCCAGGGGCUCGAAAUCAAGUGUUCAGACGAGGACUAUUUGUCGCCACGGCCUCGAUGUUUGGGUGGACGUGCCACCAGAGUGCUUCCGUGCGAACCGAAGUUGAAAGAUGGCGCUCGCCUGAUGGAGUCCCUCAUAGUCAAGAUCUCGCAUCCAGAAGCGCGUCGCACCCACGAAGGCAAAACCAUGAGAGGCAUACGAAAUAUCGCGAACAAGUACGACGCAUCGAUGACCGAUCAUCUGCCCGAACUGCUCUACUACGCCGACGUCCAUGGCACGGAUACUGGGCGCAUUCGAAGCUUGAUUAGGCAACCCGGCAACGGUUAUCGGAUUAUGCGAAUCUUGGCUAUGAAGAGGUUGGAGAAGAUCAGCUCAUUGGAUGCUCCCUCUUUCAUUCGCGCUUGGCUCGACGCCGUAACGUGCCACGCGUUCCUUUGGAAGCACGGUGUCGAACAUGGGGAUCCGAGUCUCUAUAACAUCAUGUGUCACCCCGAAACCCACCGCGGGGUGUUGACGGACUUUGAUCUGUCGAUUUUACAGUGGGAGGACCGUGUCCCUGGCUGCGAUCGCAUGGGUACUGUUCCAUUCAUGGCCUUCGAACUCCUGAAAGAGGGUUACUGGAGUGGAGAUAUCAUCCGUUAUUAUCAUCACGAACUGGAAGCGUUUAUCUGGUGUCUUCCAUUCAUGUGCCUCGGUGGUUUUGUAGCGGACUCGAAGUGUCACAGGGUCAUCGCAGAUUGGGUGAAGGCAAGCCCUGAAGAGUGUCGAGGCAUGAAAACCAACUUUUCAGUGGACGCGCUUCAUUAUUCCAGCUACGUCCCUCCCAGCUUUGCAGCAUGCUACCAGCUUGCUAUACAGCUCUGCUAUACCGCUAACGAUGCAUACACCAAGUUUUCCCGUAUCGGCGAAGACGACGAAGAUAGCGACGAUGACAAUGAAGAACACGAACCUUCUCCCGCUACCCGGUCUCUUGGACUGUGGACAGAGUUUUUAGGGACCCUCAAGAAGAAGAAGUGGCAGAAACCGAAAUCAACUUCCGCACAGAUGUUGGACGCUGCCGACAUUGCAUCGCUCAUUAAACGGCUUGAGAGCCAUCAACCCUACUUUGAUGGCCUAGAUGCCGACAGGAGAUCCGAGCUCCAGGAAUUGUUCAUUGCCGACUCUGAGCCCCCAGCACUCCGACUCCAGGCCCCAAAACUGAAAGACCGCAUGAAGGGCCGUCAAGACCCUUCGACCGAGCUCGACUCCUACCCUCUCUUCUUCGGUUGA
Molecule: messenger RNA, 2454 nt
Organism: Pleurotus ostreatus (oyster mushroom)
Lineage: Eukaryota; Fungi; Basidiomycota; Agaricomycetes; Agaricales; Pleurotaceae
Exons: 7
Coding region: 1-2454 (817 amino acids)
Source: RefSeq, a predicted model, not a curated record